Neltuma alba is the source of this 882-nucleotide messenger RNA. Its product is annotated as clumping factor A-like. Bases 1 to 882 code for a protein of 293 amino acids. The record is from RefSeq and is a predicted model, not a curated record. NCBI's taxonomy places the organism in Eukaryota, Viridiplantae, Streptophyta, Magnoliopsida, Fabales, Fabaceae. The transcript has a single exon.
AUGCUGCUGCAUAAAGAAUACGAGGCUGAAGAGGCAAAAGAAAAAGAAGAAUUUGGCAGAAUUAGGUACCGGAACAGAGAAGAAUUUGGAGGAAGAUAUAGAAAAUUUGAUGCCCCUGGAAAUGAUGAUUAUGAUGGUGAGAUUAGAGGCUCAAGGUUUCGACAGACUGCACAUGCUAAGCAGCAGGCUAGUGAUAGUGAUGUUGAAAACAACACAUUCUCUGAUGAUGACGACGAUGAUGAUUAUGAUGGGAAGUGGCCUGCCGAUCCAGACAGUAAUUCUGAUGAAUCUAGCGAGGCUAAAGGCAGGUUCAAGGCGAGUAAGGCGGAGAAGGAAAAAAGAAGUAAUUUUGGCAGGAGCCAAGUUAAUGGAAGUUUUAAUACACACGAAGGUAAAUUUAGGAAAAAUUCAAGCAUAGUUGAUUCCGAUUCAGAAAGUACGUUCAGCGAUCUUGACAAUGCGAUGUGGGAGUCUGACGAGGAAGAAAAUGAAUCAUCAGGACAGUUCAGUGGCAGUGGUAACUACAAGAGCAAUAGUGGGGACAAGUACGCAUAUCACACGAAGAGGGACAAUAGAAAUGGUGUUAGGCAUCAUGGGGCUGGUGGUGACGACUCUGACCAAAAUUGGGAUAGAUUUGAUGUUCCAAAAAGUAUGAAAGGGAAGCAAGGUGGGAUUGGAAGAGUUGAUAUAAACCCACGGUCGAUGAGUUUAGAAUCUGGAUCCGAAGAUAUAGCCAUUGACUCAGAAAACAGGAUGUGGCAUUCAGAUUCAGAGGAAGAGUUUAGCCACACUUGGAGGGUCAGUGGGCAUGAAAAGAGGGAAAAUGACUAUAGCCAUAAGAGAAGCCCAAAAGAUGGAGAUGAGGCAUGGGACAGUGACUAG